UUCUCGCUUACUCAGAAAAUGACAGGAAGUGUAAAAGGAAGGGAAGUUGCUUCUCGCUUUGUGUACGUGUUUUGAAAUGUUGCGGCCAGCCUCUUCUUAAAUUACGAACUCUAUCGUGAGAACAUCAAAAAGUCCAGCGACGGCUUCUCUGAUGGGCAGCGGCACGAGUGUGAAUGGAUGUGUUUGCUGAAAACUCGAGAGGGAAGAAGACACCACGAGCCACGAGUCAUGCCUGUGCCAGUGUGAACAAGUACCUGUGCCUGAGCGCGUGUGUGUGUGUGUGUUUGUGUGCGUGAUCUUAUGGUACAACCAUGGCAAGAGCAGCACUUACUAAACUUCUUCUCCUCGUGAUUCUUGCCUUCAUCAUCUGCCUCCCGGAAUUUUUCACAUUUUACCAAGUAACAAAAGUGAACUUCUUCUGCCUUCCCUACCGACCCUGCGAACAAGGAAAUCGGGUGAAAGAGGGAGAAAAUGGAAAGGCUGGAAAUGAUGACGCUAAGAGAGGCCAUAUGUGUGACCCAUCUCAGACUCCAGAUCAGGAAAAAUGGGAGCAAGCGUGCAUACGAGAAGAUCAAAGCAAUACAACAGAUUCGGCUUCAGACGUCAGGCGAGGCAGAGAUGAUCCAAAAGCGAGGUGGUUCAUGUGUGAGACAGACAUGGAAAUGGCAGAAGUACACAGAAAUAUCUCAACUUCAGCUUACGAGUCACAUCUGGAGGUGUCAGCCGAGCUUCAUCUGCCCAACGCAGAGACCCUGAAUCUCACCUUGUACGGCCGCAGCAAUCACAGUUCCUUACACCUCUACCCACCUGAGGAGGAGGAGGAGGAGGAAAAUAAGGGUGGUGAUGAAGGACAGAGGAAGGCAUUCUACUGCUGUCUCCCUUUCCUGCCCAACUCUGAAUCGCCCAAUCAAAGCCGCUGUCUCCUUUGGUUCGCCAAUCAAACGGUUUGGAAUUCAACAGCAAAGGAAAAGCUGCCAUGGAAACGGACACAGAAAGAUGAGUGGCAGUGUGCGCUCAAAGUGGUCUGGCUGGCUCUGCUGUGUUUGGUGUUGCUGAGCAUAGUAACGAGUGUGAUCGGACAAAUCUACAAGAAAAGGCGUUUGUGCAGGAAGCCGAAGGUGCACCCUGAUGGCUUCAACUUAAUUACUCAGCAAUUAAAUGACGGUGCCAAAGAAACAGAAGUCAGCCCUCCUGAAGGGACAAACCUCCACUUAUACGGGUUUCAUACCUGGUCAGGGCUCUCACCAAUUAAAGAAGUUGACAGUCAAAAUGACAUAUCAAUGUUGAUGGAUGGAAAUGCUGACCACUGCUAUACUGGUUUUCUGCAUCAUCGCAGCCAUCCCUCCGUCAGCUCCAUCAAAGAUGAGCCUGCUCGAUGACAGGCGAGCAGCCGGAGGAAGCUGGAGGAAAACAGCCGCCUCAUUUACCAGCAUUACUAAUGGUGAAAAUAAAGAUAUCUGAACCACCUACAUGUGCUUGUGAACUUAUUUUCAGCAUGUCAUCUCGGAAGCUUUGUCUAUGUUAGCACUUUAUUAGAGGACAGUCUCUACACAUUAUUAAACUAUCAAAAGAUAAAUAAAUGGAUUGGCCCUCGAACAUUUUUCACCCUGAAAGAACUAAAUUGUUUUGUAUUCUGAGUCAGAUGCAUGGCUGAUAAACAGCCUUACCCCGUCUGGUUAUAGCUGAAAGGAGCCAAAACAUUUUGACAGCACUGACUAAUAUCUUGUUUGCUUAAUAGCUUUCCUUGCCAGCAUCCAUGUAUCUCUAAAACUGAAGAAGAAGCAGAGGGAGAGAAAUAUUUAUCCUUCAGAGAUCGAGGUAACUGUGGGCUAAGCGCUAUAAAGUAAUUCAUCUCAAAUUCUGUAGAGACGGCGGUUCAGAAGGAGGAGAAAAAUGUAGAGCAUAGUUGAGAUACAACACAUCUGACACAUCUCUGCGGUGAUGUGUGAGAUGAAACCGACAUGGUAUACAUUUCUGAAUGUUGGAACGCACGAUCGAAGGCUUUGUUCUGGAGUAAAAACAUGUAACCUAUGUGUGCAUGUAAGGCUGUCUUUGGGGUGUUUAAAGUGGAAUCACACAAAGUGUACAGCAGGUCGAACGCGAGUAACCACCUGGUUUUAUUUCACCAUAAAAACAUUAAAGGAGCCAAGCUCGCUCUGCCAGGAAGUAACUAACUCCAGAUAGCAGCACCUGCAAGGCUCAUGUCUUACUGUGAAUUUGCUCUUUUUGCAGUCAGUCGUACUCAACCAUCUGGAAAACAUCUGUAUUUGCAGCACAUUUUCAGAAUUAUUAAACCCAAUCGCUACUCUUUUACUUUUAUGGCGUAAGAGGGAGACAUGAAAAAUAUUUUAACUUAUGGGUCAUUCCACCUCAUAUCGCUCAUCACAUUUUUAGAUCAUUGUCUGCUCAACCACCUGUGUAUUGCUUGAAAAUCUAAUGGUUUAAACUUGGAUGACUAUAAUCUAGCUGUGAAGUUUCAGCCUCGUGUAUCAAAUACUUUUUUGGACAUGUUUUGUUUUUCUUUUCUGAGGCAAUGUUUCAACAUGAAUAUCUCAAAAAUGUCCAAGAUAAAAGCCUAAAACUUUCUCUGAUCUUUCUUUCUCCGUAAGAUAGAAUUAGGGUCUGUAAUUUGGAAACAAUGCUUAAAAAUGUCUGGGUGGAUUGAGCAAACACAACAAGUUGCACACUAGAGACGUCAGCUCAUAAUUUAAUAUGAAAGAACAAAUUUCAGGAGCUUCCAGAUGUAAGUCUUAUUAUAACGGAGAA
Messenger RNA from Haplochromis burtoni (Burton's mouthbrooder), 2766 nucleotides. RefSeq lists its product as uncharacterized. The record is from RefSeq and is a predicted model, not a curated record. NCBI's taxonomy places the organism in Eukaryota, Metazoa, Chordata, Actinopteri, Cichliformes, Cichlidae. The transcript has 10 exons. Bases 312 to 1379 code for a protein of 355 amino acids.